Molecule: messenger RNA, 959 nt
Organism: Diabrotica virgifera virgifera (western corn rootworm)
Lineage: Eukaryota; Metazoa; Arthropoda; Insecta; Coleoptera; Chrysomelidae
Product: protein D2-like
Exons: 1
Coding region: 271-870 (199 amino acids)
Source: RefSeq, a predicted model, not a curated record
GUACACGCUAAAAUGUACGCAAAUAAAAAAGUUAAACUUCAUCAAGCUAGUGACUAUUUAGCGUGGGCAGUGACUGUAUAUUUUGAUACACGCUAUUUUGAUAUGUUUAGUGUUUGUUUGAUAGAAAAAUAUUUGUUAUGGUUAUGACGUUUAAUUCUACCUAACUUUUUUAUUUGCGUACACGGUAGCGUAUACCCUAGACACAACGUGUUUGGAAAAAUUUUGACGUUUUGACGUCACACUAUCAUGGUGUGAUUUGAUCAUUGUCAUAUGAUGUUGUCAAUUUUGAGGAGACCGGUGGUUGCAAGAUUAUAUUCAACUUUAAGCAAAAGUAUGGAAAAACACGGUGUUGUGCCCGAUGUUAUCGAUGUUGCCCCCGAACAACAAGUGGAAGUGUCGUAUCCUAGUGGUGUAAAGGUAGACUUUGGUAACGAAUUAACUCCAACACAAGUCAAAGAUAUCCCGGCAGUAAAAUGGCCGGCCGAUAAAGAUUCCCUUUACACACUUUGCAUGACCGAUCCUGAUGCCCCAAGUCGAAAAGAACCCAAGUUCCGUGAAUGGCACCAUUGGCUCGUUGGAAAUAUCCCAGGAGGAGAGGUCUCAAAAGGCGAAGUUCUUUCUGAAUAUGUUGGGUCUGGACCACCACCAAAUACAGGUCUUCAUAGGUAUGUUUUCUUGGUGUACAAACAGAAUGGUAAAUUGAAUUUUGAUGAACCAAGAUUGACCAAUCGAUCCGGGGAUAAUAGAGGUGGAUUUUCUAUUAGAAAGUUUGCAGCAAAAUAUAAUCUUGGGCAACCUGUUGCUGGCAAUUUGUACCAAGCUGAGUAUGAUGAUUAUGUUCCAAUUUUGUACAAGCAAUUGGGAGGUUAAAUUGUGAUAUUAUCCUGUUCCUGUUGUGUAAAAUUAGUAUAUAAGAAAAUACUCUCUUCAUUUAAUAAAACCUUAUUAAUUUUUGAAAA